AUGGUGAAAAUUAAAAACCCACAAAUAUUAACGCAACUAAAUGCGCGGCAGCAACUCAGGCAAUUGGGUGUGCUCGAGAAGAAAGCAACUGCAAUAGGCACAUAUUCAGCUGUGCGUCGUCAGAGCCCUAUUGCGCCCGAUCAGCCAGAGCCGCAAAUAUUGGAUCAUACGACUCAACAGGCAAAAUUGUUUCCGCAAAUUGCAAAUGGUAUCUUUUUCCGUAUUGCAGCCGAUGUAGUUUGGCAUAUGUAUCAGAAUGUAAUGAAGGAAUUGGAAGCCGGAAAUCGCCGCAGCCUGCCCGAGUUGCAUGCCUUAUCUUGCUGCUUGAAGGCAGUCUGUUCAGCCGAUGCCGAGAGAGGCGUUGAAAUUUUACGCAAAUCUUGCGGUGGCCAUGGCUAUUUAAGCUCAUCAAACUUGCCACAAAUAUAUGGUCUCGUCACUGCCGCUUGCACAUAUGAGGGUGAAAACACAGUGCUACUGCUACAAACUGCGCGUUUUCUCGUCAAACAAUACGCGGAAGGACUGAAGCGUAAAGUUUUACCACAUAGCGUCACUUAUCUGCGUAACGCAGCACGUCCAAAGUGGGACAAGGUUGUCGAGCUAAAAACACUGGUGCGUCUACUGGAAUUAGCGGCUACGGAGCGUAUUCGACAAACCUUCGAGUACUUACGAAAGCAGCGGAAAAUAGUAAAGUCUGAGCAAGUGGCUGCCAAUAAGGCUGGCAUACGCUUAACGCAGGCGGCAACGCUACAUGGACGCGCCUUUCUAGCGCGCAUUGCAUUUGAAGAGGUCGAGAAGUUUUGCAUGGAAUUGAAGCCCUCUUUGGCAGCUGUGCUAAAGCAAUUGGUGGAGUUGUUUGUUUUGGAGUUUUGCUUGACGAGUUUAAGUGAUAUUUUAUUGGCAUUUCAACUUAAUGCGCGGCAAGUAGAUGAAAUGCGGACACGUUAUGAACGUUUGCUAGCGGACAUUCGGCCUAAUGCUGUUGUGGUCGUGGAUGGUUUUGAUUUUAAUGAUCGCGUUUUGGGCUCCACGCUGGGUUGUUACGAUGGACGUGUGUAUGAACGUUUGAUGGAGGAGGCGCGUAAGAGCACCUUGAACCAGGAGGUGGUCAAUAAAACAUUUGAAACGCAUCUAAAACCGCUGAUGCAGGGAAAGCUGUGA
Messenger RNA from Rhagoletis pomonella (apple maggot), 1161 nucleotides. RefSeq names its product probable peroxisomal acyl-coenzyme A oxidase 1. Gene Ontology annotation, cellular component: peroxisome. The record is from RefSeq and is a predicted model, not a curated record. Gene Ontology annotation, biological process: lipid homeostasis; fatty acid beta-oxidation using acyl-CoA oxidase. The coding region runs from base 1 to 1161 and encodes 386 amino acids. The transcript has 3 exons. Lineage: Eukaryota; Metazoa; Arthropoda; Insecta; Diptera; Tephritidae. Gene Ontology annotation, molecular function: FAD binding; fatty acid binding; acyl-CoA oxidase activity.